This is a messenger RNA of Diospyros lotus (date-plum), 1909 nucleotides long. Its product is annotated as protein disulfide-isomerase-like. The coding region runs from base 74 to 1561 and encodes 495 amino acids. Gene Ontology annotation, molecular function: protein disulfide isomerase activity. NCBI's taxonomy places the organism in Eukaryota, Viridiplantae, Streptophyta, Magnoliopsida, Ericales, Ebenaceae. Gene Ontology annotation, cellular component: endoplasmic reticulum. The record is from RefSeq and is a predicted model, not a curated record. Gene Ontology annotation, biological process: protein folding; response to endoplasmic reticulum stress. The transcript is spliced from 11 exons.
AUUUGCAGAUAGAUACACAGACAAGAGGAGCGGGAGAACCACAUAGGGAGACUGAGAGAGCUUGAGUUCAACAAUGGCGUCUAGGGUUUGGAUAGGGCUUUUGGCGUUUGUAUCGUCGAUGAUGUUUUUGGCAUCUGCAGAGGAAGGCGAGCACGUGUUGACGCUUGAUCACUCCAACUUCUCCGACACCGUGGGCAAGCACAGCUUCAUCGUAGUCGAAUUCUACGCCCCCUGGUGUGGACACUGUAAGAAACUUGCCCCUGAGUAUGAAAAGGCUGCAUCAGUUUUGAGCAGUCAUGACCCUCCACUGACACUUGCUAAAGUUGAUGCAAAUGAUGAAGCAAACAAAGAACUUGCCAGAAAAUUUGAGAUUCAGGGCUUCCCUACCAUUAAGAUCUUGAGAAAUGGAGGAACCAACAUUCAGGAAUAUAAUGGUCCUCGUAAAGCUGAUGGCAUAGUAUCUUACUUGAAGAAACAAAUAGGUCCUGCUUCUUCUGAAAUAAAAACUGCGGAAGAUGUUAGCAGUCUUUUUGAUGAAGCAAAAAUUUUUAUUAUUGGAGUGUUUCCAGAGUUCUCUGGGGAAGAAUUCAGGAACUUCACUGUUCUGGCAGAGAAGUUGCGCUCUGACUAUGAUUUUGGUCACACUUUGGAUGCCAAACUCCUUCCACAUGGUGGAUCAUCAGUUAAUGGGCCAACUAUUAGGUUAUUAAAGCCAUUUGAUGAACUCUUCACUGAUUUCCAGGAUUUUCAGGUGGAUGCUAUGGAGAAGUUUGUUGUAGAAGCUAGUGUGCCUAUCGUGACUGUCUAUGACAAAGAUCCAUACAACCAUCCAUUUGCCAUGAAGUUCUUCUACAGCUCUAAUGUUAAGGUAAUGCUGUUUGUCAACUUCAGUGAUGAUCAUCUUGAUACUUUCAAAUCACACUACAAGGAUGUUGCUACAGCCUAUAAAGGAAAGGGUGUAAAGUUUCUACUAGGUGAACUUGAGGCUAGUCAAGGUGUCCUUCAGUAUUUUGGACUUGAGGGCGAUCAUGCACCUCUCAUCUUUAUACAGACCAACGAUGGCCAGAAAUAUCUCAAACUAAACUUAGAGCCUGAUCAUAUUACUCCUUGGAUGAAGGAAUAUAUGGAUGGUAAGUUGAAGCCAUAUGUAAAAUCAGAGCCAAUUCCUGAAGUUAAUGAUGAACCUGUAAAGGUGGUCGUUGCUGAUUCCCUUGUUGAUGUGGUCUUCAACUCUGGAAAAAAUGUUCUGCUGGAGUUCUAUGCACCCUGGUGCGGACACUGUAAGAAACUGGCUCCAAUCCUGGAUGAAGUUGCUGUCUCAUUUGAAAGUGAUCCAGAUGUAAUCAUAGCUAAGCUUGAUGCCACUGCAAAUGAUUACCCAACUCAAACCUUCAAUGUUCAAGGUUAUCCUACUAUGUACUUUAAAUCUGCUAGCGGGAAGCUUUUGCAAUACGAUGGUGAUAGAACGAAGGAGGAUAUCAUUGACUUUAUUCAACAGAAUCGGGAUAACACUGCCCAACCAAGUUCGGUGGAGUCAGGUCUACUGAAAGAUGAGCUAUGACAGAAGAGACUGCGGCUUGCUUCCCUUGAUGUGGCUGUGGAGAACUAACUAGAAUUUGCGGAUAUCAGUUAAAAGCAAUAAUGUGAAGAAUGAGGCCCUUUUGCAUGUCUUCAACAACAAUAAGUUUAAAGAAAUAAUUAAAAAAAAAACUUUGCAGAGGUUAAUGUGGGUGUCUGGUUUCAGUUAUUGGGUUUACAAUAUUAAUUAACAGCUGCAAAGUAGUGGUCUGUUCUUGCAUAUAUAUUAUAUAGCCUGCCCGAGUGUUGCAUGUAUGGAUGGAUCAAAAUUGGAUGCCGUGUGAGAUUCACAGAAAAAAAAUCUAGAAGUUUAAUGGUGGUAAUAUUAAUA